GUGGAAAGUGUAACAACUUUACACAUUACACAAAGUGUUGGAUGUAGACAUAGCGACCACUUCACAGCCAGAACUGCGUUUGUUUUCUGGAGCCUGGAGUCAGAAAAUGGCGCCGGUGGAUCUGACGAAAGUGGGAAAGAACUUGUUAAAAAGCGUUGAAACUGGAAAGACUGUGGAGCUUCAGUCUCUGUGGGCAGAGCAGCCUGUCGUCCUGUUCUUCCUGCGCAGGUUUGGCUGUCAGGUGUGUCGGUGGAUGGCCUCAGAAAUCAGCCGUCUGGAACCAGAGCUGAGAGCCAGCGGCGUGGCACUGGUUGGUGUUGGACCAGAAGAGUUCGGGCUGCAGGAGUUCAGGGACGGUGGAUUCUUCAGUGGAUCCAUUUAUGUGGAUGAACAAAAGAAAAGCUACAAAGAUCUGGGCUUCAAGAGAUACACAGCCCUGACUGUGGUCCCUGCUGCUCUGGGCAAGAAAGUACGUGAUGUUAGUGCAAAGGCCGGCGCGGCAGGAAUCCAGGGGAACUUCUCAGGAGACCUGCUGCAGAGUGGAGGCCUGCUCAUCGUAGCCAAAGGUGGAGAGAAAGUUCUGCUGCACUUCAUCCAGGAUUCCCCUGGUGACCACGUUCCACUGGAGGACAUCUGUAAGGCUGUGGGAAUCUCCGCCACAGUACCAGCUGCACAGAGACCAGUGUGUAACGAUGACGUUUGUUCUCUCUGACGUCAGCGGCCGAACAAAGAGGUCGGACGAGGAGCAGCUUUUUAAUCCAACACUAGAAUCACAUCCGACCAUUUGAAGGAUUCAAAUGUAUCAGUGACAGAACAGUAACUUAUUGUCAUUUUAUUUGUUUAAUUUAAUUACAUAAUUUUGAAAAUUAAACACAAUGAUUCCUAA
Messenger RNA from Cynoglossus semilaevis (tongue sole), 886 nucleotides. It is a transcript of the gene prxl2b, whose product is annotated as peroxiredoxin like 2B. Lineage: Eukaryota; Metazoa; Chordata; Actinopteri; Pleuronectiformes; Cynoglossidae. Bases 107 to 712 code for a protein of 201 amino acids. Gene Ontology annotation, molecular function: prostaglandin F synthase activity. Gene Ontology annotation, biological process: prostaglandin biosynthetic process. The transcript has 7 exons. The record is from RefSeq and is a predicted model, not a curated record.